Saitoella complicata NRRL Y-17804 is the source of this 1942-nucleotide messenger RNA. RefSeq lists its product as uncharacterized. NCBI's taxonomy places the organism in Eukaryota, Fungi, Ascomycota, Saitoellomycetes, Saitoellales, Saitoellaceae. The transcript has 2 exons. The record is from RefSeq and is a predicted model, not a curated record. Bases 81 to 1595 code for a protein of 504 amino acids.
CAACACCCCGAAAGACUGCCGGCGCCGUCCCGGGCCGGCUAUUAUAUGGAAACUCAUUAAUCCUUUCUGGAUUCGAAAAGAUGUCUACGUUACUAGGCCCUCCUUUGAUUUUGUACGUCAGGUCUAAACACCAUCACCUUCGCGAACCCGAUCUCGCUUCCUGGACGACAAUUCAUGCGAACGUUCAUCCAUUCUUCUUGAUACAGUACACAACCCUUUCUUGCACAAUGGCUGAUCACGACCCACAAUCCGAUCCCGAUUCCGAUUCCCCCGCUCCAACCCUCUAUACCCCCGCCAACCUCCCCCCGAUCAUGGCCUCAUACAAUACCGAAGGUUGGGGCUCCCGCAUGAUCUUCCGUCUAACACUCCGCGCUCCAUUCCUUCCCGUCCAUAUCGCGCCUGGGACGAGGUAUGAAUUACAUCUGGGGCUGUGUAAUGAGAUGAGUUUGUUUUUGAGGAACGUAAUGGAGGGUAAGGGGGUAGGCGUUAAGAUUGAAGCGUGGCCUAAAGAUAGUGAGGCGGAAGUGAAGUUGGAAGAUGUAGACGGCUAUGUUUGUGGGUAUGAGGGACUUCGUUGGCCCGGGUUCAACGGAGGUGGGAGGGGUGGUUGUGUCUUCUCGGCGCAACGUACAUCCAAAUCUCAGGGUGAAGAGGAAGAUGACAAAGACUUCUACAUCAAAGUCUCUGCCGUCAGAAGUCCGCAGAUGGAAGCACAUGGGGUACAGGACGCGGAAUUGAUGAUCGUCCCGCUCGUCGCUGGUCCAUUUCGAUUGACACCGAAGCCCGUACCCGAAGACUCGUAUGAGAUCGUGCAUACGCAACGGAUUCUCCAGUUCCCUGAUGGUACGGAGGGAGGUGCGCUUGUGCGGGAAAGCCCCGAAAGUGGAAUCGUCGGGAAGAUCUGGGAUUCGUCGUUCUUCACAGCUGCCGCGGCAUGGAGGGAGUUUACCAAUUGGCUGAAUCACGCAUCAACCGAGGGACCGAAGCGGAAGUUUAGGGUGCUGGAUCUAAGUUGUGGCACGGGCGCCGUUGGUGUUUGGAUGGCUGCUGCAGCAGCGAAGGCUGGGCUCGCUCAUUUUCUGGAAGUUGUGUUGACGGAUUUGGAGGAAGGGUUGGCGACUAUUGAGGAGAACGUCGAGCUGAACCGGAGUGGAAACGGCGUGAAGAUGAGCGUGCAGGAGUUGUUUUGGGGAAAGAAGGAGGACGUGGAGAGAGUUGGAGACGUGAGUUUGGUGUUGGCAUGUGAUCUGGUGUACGAAGCAGAGUUCUUCGCACCACUCCUCGAAACCCUGGAUUGGCUAUGCAUACCCAACAAAACCGUGAUCUUGCUCGGCUACAAACAGCGUGGACUUACAAUUGAGGAAAGAACCUCAAUGUGGAACCAGUUUCAGGAGAGGUUUACGAUGAGACGAGAAGAGCACGUUAUGACGGCUGGAAUUGGAGGAUUUGGGGAUAUCGAUUCGGAAGAUGUAGGGUGCGAGAUUUAUCGGAUUACGUCACCCAACAGAAUCGAGGAAAUCGGAUCGGGGAUGGUCAACGUGAAUGACCACGAAGAUGUGCGGGCUUCCAAUGGAGACGAAGUCAUGGAGACAUAAACGCAGUCGCAGGGUGAACGGGAAGGGCACCCCAAUGGAAAGGAUUGGACUGCGCCGGAAGAGUCACACUCAAACCUCCGUUCCAUCCACCCCAUCCCGAACUCCGUGGGCUUAGCUGACAGUGGGUUCAGCAAGGCUACAAAGGUGACAUCCACCACAGCCACAAAACCGAUGACUUAUGGAGAUACGAUGCUGCACGGAAUGAGGAAGGUAUUGCGGAUUUUGAAGGAGACUCAUGUGCCUACUGAUGAAGAUAUUGCCAAGUGGGAUAUGGAAGCGGAUGAUGCUAUGUGGAUGGAAGUGGAUCAGGAUGCUUUGAAGAAGCUUUUGUAUUGUCGGCAGGCCUG